AUGUCUACCAGACGAUUUGAACAACCUUGCCCUGAACCCUCUGCACUCAGCAAACUGAUAGAAGCUGCCGAUGCAUGUGGCAACCCUUUCUCAGCAACUACCCUUCAAAUCCUGCACAAUCUCCAAUACCAGCAUCUCUGGACCUCUUUGCAAAUUCACGACAUCUCCACGGCCUUGGAUGCCUCGAAAGAUUCCUCGAAAGGCCCAAUUACAUCUUCGCCGGACGAUACUACACCAACUUUGAUUUCCGGCAUUCCUCCACACCGUGUGUACACGCAUCCGGAUGAGCAACUUUACAUGCUGGAACAAGGACUCCGUGAAGAUGACCUGAAGCCAGAGCGACUUUUCGUGAUCCCCACUGCACAGGGUCAGGCGUGGAGUUUACGGCGUAUGGCUGCUGUCUUUGAUGCGAUGUCGGAAGUUCAGGCGGAUGAGAGCAUGGGGGAAGGCAACACCGCCAAGGCAGAGCAGCUGGCAAAGUACUACAAGAGGCGGGAGAAGGCCCGCGAGACAUCGGAAUGGGGUGCGAAGAGAGUCUUGUUGGCAAUGGUGGAUAAGGGUAUGGGUGGAGAGGGGACGGUGGUUUACUAUGUUGUGCAAGAAGGCGAAGUCAAGCCGCGACAGAACUGA
Messenger RNA from Penicillium maclennaniae, 630 nucleotides. RefSeq lists its product as uncharacterized. Bases 1 to 630 code for a protein of 209 amino acids. Gene Ontology annotation, molecular function: nucleic acid binding. The record is from RefSeq and is a predicted model, not a curated record. Lineage: Eukaryota; Fungi; Ascomycota; Eurotiomycetes; Eurotiales; Aspergillaceae. Gene Ontology annotation, biological process: tRNA splicing, via endonucleolytic cleavage and ligation; tRNA-type intron splice site recognition and cleavage. Gene Ontology annotation, cellular component: tRNA-intron endonuclease complex. The transcript has a single exon.